AUGGUGAGUCUGGAGCGUACUACAAGUGGAAGCACUCUUCCUAUACUCCCCAGCCCUUACGACCUUGCUAAUCUAUAUAACCCACAGCACUUGGAACUCCGGCAGGUCAAACCAGUUGCUGUUUACAACACGACCUUGAAGCGCUCAAAGACAUUCCCACCAUUGGUUCGGUCUUCUGUUACGCAGAAACACAAGUGGACACAUGUCAAAUCUGGUCCUUGUUCUCAGCACUUAUCAGGCCCCAUACAGCAAUCUGAUCAAGAGUCUGAUGGUCGCUCUCAGUGUGCUUUCAAGACACAUCAGCUUCAGAUAUGGCAGAAUCGUGUCCAAGACCCAAAUGAACAUCGUGAUAUUGAGCAUUUCGAGGAAUACGACAAUCACAUGGAUACAGAUGAAAGCCAACACAAUAUUAUUCAGGACUCAUUUUUAGAUGAAUUGACAGCUGCCAAUCGUCAUACAGAUGAUCCUCAGUCUGUUGUGCUUUCUGCUCAAUCGUUGGCUACUCAGGUGUUUGCACAUGAUUUUGCAUCUAGCAUUGGACGGUCCUUGUCAACUCCACCGCAGUUAUAUUCACCUCCGUCGUCACCUCCGCGUGAAUCAUAUUUUGCUACGGUUCGAGAAACUACUACGUCCAGCAGUUCGUUAUCUCGAUUUCCCAUUGUACAUAUCCUCCCUUGCGCAUCCACUUCAUCUGCACUAUCAUCUUCUCCUGUUGCUGUUACAGGAAACUGCUUUUCAGAGCCAGCUUUUACCAAGACUAUUUUGCAUCCAGUGUCAAAUCUACUUGACUCUGUUCCGUCUGGCUUGAGACCUAGUCUUGUACAUGUUGACAGUUUUGACGAGGAGAAUGAAAUGGACGCUUCAGCUUUGUUUCCCGAACAAGAUCCAUCACAGCCAGUUCCAUUUUUACAGCAUGAGCCAGAGCAAUUGCCAUGUGUAGAUUCGGAGCACCAUGAAGCUAUAUCUCCACACCACCUUCGAUUGCCGGGUUGUAGGAAAUCCAUCAAAUUCGCAGAAAACAUUGAGCAUAUCUGUCAUUUUACAAAAACAGAUUCGCCCUGCAUUGUUUCGGACACUGAAACGCUAGAUAUCAAGGAUAAUGGCGAUUUGGAUUUAGGAUCGGUUUCUCUUGCUUUUGCACUAUCAGAUAAAUGGCGUAUUGCAUCAAAAAAUCUACCGACUCACUCUUACUUUGGAACCCAUUCAGUAGUGCUGGAUCAAAUUGAAAUAGAUGCAAAAAAUCAGUUGUGUAUUUCGAUUCUCACCCGAAACAUUGCUUAUGAAAAGCAUGUUUCUGUUCGAUUUACUAUCAACAACUGGGCUACAUUUCGCGAUAUUAAUGCUACUUUUCAAACUACUGUUACUCCCAACAUGGGAGACUACAAGGGUGUUGAUCGCUUUUUGGUCACUGUGGAUUUGGACAGUGAGUUUGGCCCUGGUGUUACUACUGGCUUUGUUGAGUUUGCAAUUCGACUUUGCGCCACGGAAAAAGUUUUCUGGGAUAACAAUGGUACAUGUAACUAUAAGCUUAAACUUGUGCUUCCUCUGCUAUUGGACACAAUCUACAAAUCAAAUCUUUAUGAGCCAAUCAAGUCUGGUUUUGAAUGGCCUGAUUCUUUUGGACGGGUUGCCAAUUGCCGCCGCCAUAGUUUUGAUCUGAAUACCUCAUCCUCUGCACAAGCAGCACGACAAACUGUUUCCAAUCUAUUGGCUUCCAAAAAGCAUUCUGCCAGUGCUGAUCACAUUGCCUCUAUGUCUGCUACGAGUGGAUUAUCCUCUUUGUAUAACAGCGCAACUAGUGUGUUGCAGGGUACUGAUCGUUUGCCGUCAACUACUUCUUUGCAUAAUACAGCCAGACCCUCUGCUUCGCGCAAUUUCAGUAGCAGUGUUGCACCUCUAUCGCCUCCAUCUGCAGCACCUGUUCCUUUACCCACCAAUGCAAGAUUGACAAAGCUUUCCAGACCAUUGACUCCGUUGUUUUUGCCAACCUCGGCAUCUCGAGUCUCUCCCUUUAUCCAAUCCACAUCACAGUUGCGUGGAAUAGAGUCACAAUCUAUAUCCCCUAUACCAUCGCGAUUGUCGCCUCCACAAUACCACCAGUCACAGACCUAUUCAAUGACAACUUCGAAUGCCGAGAUACCUUUUUCUAACAGACUACAUUCGUAUUCAUUUUCCGCUCAGACAUCAUCCUACCCAUACUCCAUUUCACCACCGCUUGGAUUGUCGUCUACUUUGGAAGCCAACGCUGGAUCUAGCGGUGAUCCAUCAAUGGGGUCUGCAUUCUCUACUACUUUACCGAUUCCAAUUAUACUACCUGCUCGUGGUCAAAGAGACAGUACACCGCUAUUUACCAUUGGUGGAGGGUUUCAAACAAGCAUGAAUGAUUUAUCUUCAAUGGCUUCCAAAAUGUCAUGUUCGCCGCCAUGUCGAGUGUAA
Messenger RNA from Batrachochytrium dendrobatidis JAM81, 2436 nucleotides. RefSeq lists its product as uncharacterized. The transcript has a single exon. Gene Ontology annotation, molecular function: glycogen binding; protein phosphatase 1 binding. The record is from RefSeq and is a predicted model, not a curated record. Gene Ontology annotation, cellular component: protein phosphatase type 1 complex. Gene Ontology annotation, biological process: regulation of glycogen biosynthetic process. Bases 1 to 2436 code for a protein of 811 amino acids. Lineage: Eukaryota; Fungi; Chytridiomycota; Chytridiomycetes; Rhizophydiales.